Messenger RNA from Cuscuta campestris, 1503 nucleotides. The record is from the annotation of a GenBank genome assembly. NCBI's taxonomy places the organism in Eukaryota, Viridiplantae, Streptophyta, Magnoliopsida, Solanales, Convolvulaceae.
AUGGAUUCUGUUUUUUAUAGUUUCCCUUUCCAUUGCAAUUCUGGAUAUCCAUUCCAGAUCCGUUCACGCCUAAGUAUUCUCUGACGAAGUCACGAAGAAGAUCAGCCGCUCUCUUGAUUACCAGUGAUUGCAAUUUCUUGGUCCUAGAAGACCUUGAUUCCCCCAUGAGAGACGUGUAUCAGUGGAGAUCAUCUGGGUUUAGGAGAACAAGGUAUAAUAGCAGUGCUGAGUCCAUUGAGAAUCUUUUUCCACAACAGGUCUCAUAUGUGUUUAACUUCGCAAGGGAACACCAGGACAAUGUGUUGGAGCACGAUGAUCAUUCUGUUGAUGCAGAUGGUGGCUCCAGAUCAUUGCAAUGUACAAGCUCUAGCCCAACUCCCAGUGGAUCUAGGAGGUUGAGGAGGGUGCUCUCUGAUACUGAAAGUGAUGGAAUUGGACCUGGCAUUGCCGAGAGCGAAUCAAAUAUGAGAUUUGGUGGCCACUACAGGGUCGUGGAUGGCGAAAAUGAAAGUAUUUCCUAUGGAUGGAGCUCUAAUGCUUCUGAUGACGGCAGUAGCUUACUUGGCAUUGAAAAUUCUGCAUAUGAAGGAAGUGAUGUCCAAACUGAUACAGACAUUGACCCCAUGCAUGCCGGUAUGUAUCAUUGGAACUCAGAUGAUCAAGAAGAGGAUGCCAGCGGAUGGGAAGAGGCUGGCAGUGAGGAAACCAUAUUUGGUGGUAGAUCUCGGCAAAGGUCAUUGAGUUUGACUGAGAGCACUUGGAGCAGACUAAACAACAUUCUCUCUGCAGAAUCUGAGGAUGUUGUGGAUGGGCAUGAGUUGGACGAAUUGGUCGACCAUCUCUUUGACGCCGAUGGUUUAAGAAGGGGAGCACCACCUGCGGCAGCAUCCGCUUUAAACAGCCUGCCACGCGUGGUUAUCAGGAAUCAUGAGCAGCUUGAUGGCAUGGUUUGUGCAAUAUGCAAGGACUCACUGUUUGUGGAGACUAUUAUGAACCAACUGCCUUGUUCUCAUCUCUAUCACCCUUCUUGUAUCAUUCCAUGGCUAAGCUCCAGGAACACCUGUCCCCUCUGCAGAUAUGAGCUUCCAACUGACGAUCAAGAAUACGAGGACAAGAAACAUAGGAACCGUGAAAUUCAGCAGAGUGACAUGAAUGGCGAUGGUUCCUCAGAUGUGGUUAAUGCUGCUUCUGAAGCAAUCAGUACGGGUGGUUCUCGCUCGGGAGGACCUCAGGGGAGAUGGUAUUCUAUAGCUGCUGCUGCUGCGGCACCUGUUAUAAGUGUUGUCGGCAUUGCCCUUUUGUUGUGGUUGGGCAACCCAUUGACAGAGCCCAGGAGGAAGUCAAGUGUCCUUAAAGUAUUUUCUUCUCACAGACAGCCUUCAAAUCACCGUGGCAGGAGAAGGUGGAAUCUGCUCUAACACCUUCAAUUCAAUCGCCUGAUUUUUUACUCUGAAAUUGAACCCGGAAGCUGGCCUCCAUUUUCAGCUUGAAUUGUUGCCCCUU